Actinia tenebrosa (Australian red waratah sea anemone) is the source of this 2188-nucleotide messenger RNA. RefSeq lists its product as uncharacterized. Lineage: Eukaryota; Metazoa; Cnidaria; Anthozoa; Actiniaria; Actiniidae. The record is from RefSeq and is a predicted model, not a curated record. Gene Ontology annotation, biological process: signal transduction.
AUUGCUACGGUAAAUACCAGUGCUGUUCAGCUGUCUGCAUUGCCAGCGUCGUCAAACCUUCCUAAAGUUGGAGACUCUGUCCUCGCCAUGUGGGAGGUCAGUAUGUGGCAGUACUUCACCGCGACAAUAGUAAACUUCAACGCCCGUACCCUGAAGUUUGAAAUCAUCUGGGAUGACCAGGAUCCGUCUGGUCGUAUUAUCGAUUAUUAUAACCUCGCUUUAGACAGGGUUCCGGAUGAUGAUGAAGUGGCUGUGGGGUCCAUUGUACUGUUUCCUCAGGGUGAGUACAGGGGAGAAGAAGGCGUGAGGCUUGGAGGACAGAGAUGGCAUCAGGGAAAGAUAACUUUCGUCUCUAAAGGCGAAAAUGGCGAAAAACUGUACAGCGGUCAACACACCAAAGGUAAAGAAGACGGCAAAUGGGUCACCUUUAGAGGAUAUGAGCCAGAAUUCUACAGCCUGACAAGAAAUCAGUUAAGAAUUGCUCCCAACGUGCUUGACUUGCUGUCAGCAGAAGCAUCAAACGAUGAAGAAUCAGUACAUGACACCAAUGAAGAUGCUGCUGAUUCUUGCGAUGUCUUUAUUUCUUAUUCAAAGUUGAACAGCUUGGACGCAGUACGUAAUAAUGAGGUAGGAAAUCAAGAUCUGCCGCCAAGCUACAAUGAAGCACUCGCAGCCAUGUGCGACCCACAUGACAUUAGGAACCAGUUGCAGCAGAAUGGCUUACUUGUUGGUCAAGAACCAUCCGGGGACCUGAUGAAGACUGUCAAAAUGAUUCAUAACGCCAAGGUGGUGAUAGCAUUCUUGAGCGACGAGUACGCCAAUGAUGAGAUAUGUCGUCAGGAGUUCCAGUACGCGAAGAAGACAGCCAAGAAAUCGGUCAUUCCUGUAGUCAUUGGUGAAUCAUUUGAAUGGAUGAUGAGUGUUGUUGGAUUACUCAUCGCUGGUGAGUUGUACAUUCACUUUAAAGACAAAACUGUACAGGAAAUGAAGAUGCAGGAGUUACUCAAGGCAGUUGGUAAAAGUGUGCCGACUGGAGCUGAUACAACAGACGCAGCGGUUACAAGUGUUCCCAAGAAACUUCCAACUCCAGAUGUAUUUGUGAGCUACUGCUGGUCAAAUUCCAACAAAGCUCUUCAGUCACAUCAAAUUCCAAAACUCGUAGGAAGUCAGUUUGCAGAUGCAAGAAGAAUCAAAGAGGAUCUCUCAAAAAGCGGUGAUCUCGUUUUAUGGCUUGAUAUUGAACGACUCCAGACAACUAACCAAUCGGCCGAGUCUAUGAGCAUGUUCCAGCAAAUAGCCUCAGGUUUGAAUACAGCCAAAGUGGUGAUUGUUUGUGUAAGUGCUGAAUAUGCUAAAAGUGACAACUGCAGAUCAGAGUUCCAGUUUGCCUUAAAAUCACUCAAGAAGCCCAUCAUUCCAGUUGUAGUGGGAGAAGGUUCCGACUGGCGAGACACCGUAAUAGGCUUGUUGGUGUCCAGUCAAGAGACAGAAAUAAUCGAUAUGCAAUCUGUGACAACUGAAGAAAACUACCGUAACGCCCUGGAAAAAAUCGAGAAAAAUGUGAAGGCAAUUCUUGGAACUAAAAACAAAACGAAAGAAAAAAAGGACUUCCGCGCACCAAUGCCAGGAGAUCACGUGAUAUGCCACCACCAUAAAUGGGCGUUCUACUACGCUACUAUUGAAAGUUUCAACGCAGAAACUCUGGAGUACACAGUCAACUGGGACGAUAACGACCCAUCAGGAAGACACGAGACCUACAAGAAUGUGGCCAUCGACACCAUUCCUUCGCCCGAUCAAAUCGGUGUGGAUUCCAUCGUCUUCUUCCCUCAAGGUUCUUACGGGGCUACGUUAGGGAACAACACUGGCGGUGGUAGGUUCCACCAGGGAAGAAUUACGAACAUCCAUAAGGACGCUUUUGGUGUAACACUUUAUGAUGGCCACCACACAAAAGGAGAUGAUGACGGCAAAUGGGUCACGUACAAGGACUACAAUUACUAUUUUACCAACCUAAAGAUAGAUCAACUCAGAAUUGCACCCAACGCCAUGGAUGCUCUAAUGGCGUGUAAACAAGCAUUCUCCCUAGACGACUGAAGAAUGGAUGCCACAAUAUAAGCUAUCGAUAAGAGUCUGGUCAUGUGUAACAUUUUUGGUUUAGUCUUUCUUAUAAAUAAAGUCAUGUGGUUAACAA